CGUCAGAGCUUACUUUGAAUAUUCAUUACUUUUCGCGGGCUUUCAGCGUCAUGUGGUCGUUUCGCGCGAAAAGCGACUCCGGCAGGAAGAAGAAGAAGUUUCUUUACAAGAGGCAGAGAGAGACAGACGUGCAGCGAUGGCGGAUUCCUCUGAGUCGUACCACAUGGCCACCAGCCCCAGCCGAGCCUCCAGGAGAGGAGACCUGACGUCCAGCCCUGGACGAGACCUGCCGCCCUUUGAGGAUGAGUCGGAGGGGCUGCUGGGGGAGGGACCCCUGCCCGGAGAGGAGGAGGAGGACGCAGAUGGGGAGGACCUGAUCGGGGACGGGAUGGAGAGGGAUUACCGGGUCAUCCCGGCACUGGAUCAGUACGAAGCAGAGGGUCUGGACCUGGACGAUGAGGAUCUGUCCGAGCUGUCGCCUGGAGCCAGGGCCGCCGCCGAGGAGGCGAUGAGGAGGAGGGACAGGGAGCAGGGAAUCAGCGGGCGGCUGAGGAGAGGACUGCUCUACGACAGCGAAGAUGAGGAUGACGAGCGCCCGGCGGCUCGGCGAAGGCGAUUGGCUGAGCGGGCAGCAGAGGGCGUCGCAGAUGGAGAAGAGGAGGAAAUGAUCGAGAGCAUCGAGAACCUGGAGGACAUGAAGGGCCACACUGUGAGGGAGUGGGUGUCGAUGGCGGCUCCCAGACUGGAAAUCUACAACCGCUUCAAGAACUUCCUGCGGACUCACGUGGACGAAAACGGCCACAACGUGUUCAAGGAGAAAAUCAGCGACAUGUGUAAAGAGAAUAAGGAGAGUCUGGUUGUAAACUACGAAGACCUCGCAGCCAGAGAACAUGUCCUGGCCUAUUUCCUGCCCGAGGCUCCGACUGAGAUGUUGAAGGUUUUUGAUGAAGCGGCUAAAGAGGUGGUGCUCGCCAUGUACCCGAAAUACGACCGCAUCGCCCACGAGAUCCACGUCCGCAUCUGCAACCUGCCGCUGGUCGAGGAGAUCCGCUCGCUCAGGCAGCUCCACCUGAACCAGCUGAUCCGGACGAGCGGUGUGGUGAGCAGCUGCACCGGCGUCCUCCCUCAGCUCGGCAUGGUCAAGUACAACUGUAACAAGUGUAACUUCGUGCUCGGGCCCUUCUUCCAGUCCCAGAACCAGGAGGUGAAGCCGGGCUCCUGUCCCGAGUGUCAGUCCCAGGGGCCGUUCGAGAUCAACAUGGAGGAGACGGUGUACCAGAACUACCAGAGAAUCACCAUCCAGGAAAGCCCCGGUAAAGUCGCCGCCGGCCGCCUGCCGCGCUCCAAAGACGCCAUCCUGCUCGCUGACCUGGUGGACAACUGCAAACCUGGAGACGAGAUCGAGUUGACGGGCAUCUACCACAACAACUACGACGGCUCUCUGAACAUGGCAAACGGCUUCCCUGUGUUCGCCACGGUGAUCCUGGCCAACCACAUCACCUGCCGGGACGAGGGCGUCGCCGUGGCCGAGCUGACGGACGAAGACGUGAAGGCCAUCGUUGCCCUGUCCAAGGACGAACGCAUUGGAGAGAGGAUCUUUGCCAGCAUGGCUCCGUCCAUCUACGGUCACGAGGACAUCAAGAGAGCCCUGGCCCUGUCGCUGUUCGGAGGAGAGCCUAAAAACCCAGGUGGUAAACAUAAGGUGCGUGGAGACAUCAAUGUGCUUCUGUGUGGAGACCCAGGAACGGCCAAGUCCCAGUUCCUCAAGUACGUGGAGAAGGUGGCGAGUCGCGCCGUGUUCACCACAGGUCAGGGAGCCUCUGCCGUCGGUUUGACCGCCUACGUCCAGAGACACCCGGUCAGCCGAGAGUGGACGCUAGAGGCCGGAGCGCUGGUGCUGGCCGACCGCGGCGUCUGUCUGAUCGAUGAGUUCGACAAGAUGAACGACGCAGACAGGACGAGUAUCCACGAGGCCAUGGAGCAGCAGAGCAUCUCCAUCUCUAAAGCCGGCAUCGUCACCUCGCUGCAGGCCAGGUGUACCGUCAUCGCUGCCUCUAACCCCAUUGGCGGGAGGUACGACCCUUCACUGACCUUCGCUGAGAACGUCGACCUGACGGAGCCAAUCGUGUCGCGUUUUGACGUCCUGUGUGUCGUCCGAGACACCGUCGACCCCGUGCAGGAUGAGAUGUUGGCGCGCUUCGUGGUCGGCUCCCACAUCAAACAUCACCCCAGUCACAAGGAUGGCGGCGUGGCCUUAGAAGAGGUGGUUCUGCCCAACUCCUCCGACGUGCCGCCGAUUCCCCAGGAGCUGCUGAGGAAGUACAUCAUCUACGCCAAGGAGCGGGUUCAUCCCAAACUGAACCAGAUGGACCAGGACAAGGUGGCUCGCAUCUACAGCGACCUCCGCAAAGAGUCGAUGGCCACAGGCAGCAUCCCCAUCACAGUUCGUCACAUUGAGUCCAUGAUCCGCAUGGCCGAGGCCCACGCCAAGAUGCACCUGAGGGACUACGUGCUGGAGGACGACGUCAACAUGGCGAUCAGGGUGAUGCUGGAGAGCUUCAUCGACACGCAGAAGUUCAGUGUCAUGAGGAGCAUGAGGAAGACGUUCGCUCGUUACCUCGCCUUCCGCAGAGACAACAACGAGCUGCUGCUCUUCAUCCUCAAACAGCUGGUGGCCGAGCAGGUGGCCUACCAGAGGAACCGGUACGGAGUCCAGAACGACACCAUCGAGAUCCCAGAGAAAGACCUGCAUGACAAGGCGAGACAGAUCAACAUCCACAACCUGUCGGCCUUCUACGACAGCGACCUUUUCCGCUCCAACAAGUUCAGCCAUGACGGGAAGAAGAAACUGAUCCUGCAGCAGUUCUAAGAGCCUCCUCCUCUUCCUCCUCGCUAAAACAGUGCUACAUGAACUCUGUUCCUGGACCCAAAAUGGGUCAUUGGGGAGAAAAGAAACUGCUCUGUUUUUCAUCAUGUCGGACUCCAGGGUGAGGACGUUGAUGCCUUUGGGGUCUAAACUGAUUGGGAAAUGUCUGAAGAGGAGAAAAAUGCCUUCAUCAACACGGCGUGAAAUUGUUCCACUGGAGGAAGGAGGCAAUUUUCACCCUUAACAGAAGACGGUCAGAGCGUUAAAGUGGAGAUUUAGAUGCUGAUUUUUGAAAGAAUUGAAUCUUAAAGUAGCAGAAGAGGGAAGAGGAUCCUGAAGAUGUAGAAUUUCUAGUGUUCAAAAAGUCAAAUUAUCCGCUCAAGUUUAUACCUGAUGUUUCCCUGCAUCCCCACGAACGAUUAACUGCAAAAAAUAUACAGUAAAAUAAGCAAAAAGAAUUGUUUAUAUCACAAAAAAUAAGAGGAUCUAACUCUUCCGGUCUGUAUCUGGCCCUCAGGUGGGGCUUUUUGUAAAUAAAUGUACAUGUUUGUGUCGGUGUUGUUGAAGAAACGGGAUUUAUUGUUUGACCUGAACUCACCUGGUAACUGGUGUCAGGAUGGAGGAUGUUUUACAGACAGAGGUGCAGAUUUAAAUGUGUCAGAUAGUUAAAAAGAAACACAUUAAGUACUUAAAGAGGUUAAAACAAACUCGUGUUUAAUGUUUCUACUGUUUUCAUUCACUUGUAGGUCUGUUUUGAUAUUAAACUUGUAUUUGUUAAA
Messenger RNA from Lates calcarifer (barramundi perch), 3585 nucleotides. It is a transcript of the gene mcm2, whose product is annotated as minichromosome maintenance complex component 2. Gene Ontology annotation, biological process: double-strand break repair via break-induced replication; mitotic DNA replication initiation; DNA replication. The record is from RefSeq and is a predicted model, not a curated record. The transcript has 20 exons. Gene Ontology annotation, cellular component: MCM complex; nucleus. Gene Ontology annotation, molecular function: single-stranded DNA helicase activity; 3'-5' DNA helicase activity; ATP binding. Bases 137 to 2809 code for a protein of 890 amino acids. Lineage: Eukaryota; Metazoa; Chordata; Actinopteri; Centropomidae.